Messenger RNA from Miscanthus lutarioriparius, 3915 nucleotides. The record is from the annotation of a GenBank genome assembly. NCBI's taxonomy places the organism in Eukaryota, Viridiplantae, Streptophyta, Magnoliopsida, Poales, Poaceae.
AUGGCACCAAAGAAGAAUAGAUAUGUGAUGAAAGAUUUGACGAGUAUUUUUGCCAAAGCAUUUAGCAUUAGCAGCUGCAACCCAGCUCUGCCUGUAGAUGGUGUUGCUGGACAAGAAGAAGAGGAAGAGGAUGUGGGCAUUGAGGCCACUAUUGAUGAUCCGAUAGCUAGCCAAGGGGAAGGGGAUGGGCUGAUUGAAGUGAUGAACUCAGACCACGUUGAGCCUGAUCCAAGGCUUUGGAUUCUAAUUGAUGAUUUUCAUCCCAACAUCAGAGAUGAAGUUAGAUUGGCUUAUGUGGCAAAGGGUCCAACUCGACCAGUUGGCAAGAUCCUGUGGAUGAAAAAAUUGGUUAUACUACCUUCACCAAAGAGGGGUAUACAACUUGGAAGAAUGCAUACAAAGCAUUAUUCUCUUCAUGUUGGUGGUGCCAAGAGUAUCCACAAUCAAGCAAAGACAGCAUGUGAAGAUUUCAAAAAUCAAAGGUCAAGUCUAAAACAUAAGGUUACAACCUAUAGCAAAGAAUCACUAGUCAAGUUCCUCUAUUUGAUGGCGGCGCCUCCGGUCACGGCUCCCGCGACCUCCGGGUGUCUGUCCGGUGCCAAGGCGCGCUGGGCUGCUGAGCGGAGCUCCAGCUCGUUUGCCGUCUCGUCUCCUGCGAUUGGCCUUUGCCAAUUUGGGAGCCGCGUCCUCAGCGUCCGUGCCAAGGUUGCCACCGGCGUGCAGAGGGCCAGCAUUGUGGAUGAUGGAGCGGAAAGGCCGUGGAAGCUCAGUGAUGCUCGUCUUGUCCUGGAAGAUGGUUCUGUGUGGAGGGCCAAGUCUUUUGGUGCUUCAGGAACACAAGUCGGUGAAGUUGUUUUCAACACAUCACUGACAGGCUAUCAGGAGAUUUUGACUGAUCCAAGCUAUGCUGGUCAAUUUGUCCUGAUGACCAAUCCCCAUAUUGGGAACACUGGCGUUAAUCCUGAUGAUGAAGAAUCAAACCAAUGUUUUCUUGGUGGCCUAAUCAUAAGAAAUCUAAGCAUAUGUACUUCCAACUGGCGAUGCAAAGAAACACUUGAAGAGUAUCUGAUUAAGAGGAACAUCAUGGGAAUAUAUGACGUGGAUACACGUGCUAUAACACGAAGAUUAAGAGAAGAUGGUAGUCUUAUUGGUGUCUUGAGUACUGAUCAGUCUCAGACAGACAAUGAGUUGUUGGAAAUGGCCCAAAAGUGGAAAAUUGUUGGAGUGGAUUUGAUUAGUGGUGUCACAUGUGAUGCUCCAUAUGAAUGGUCGGACAAGACCAAUUCAGAAUGGGAGUUCAAGAGGGAUCAGUCAAGUGAAACUUUCCAUGUGGUUGCCUAUGACUUUGGUAUCAAGCAUAAUAUUUUGAGACGAUUGACAUCAUAUGGAUGUAAAAUAACAGUUGUUCCAGCAAAUUGGCCUGCUUCAGAGGUACUCAAUUUGAAGCCUGAUGGUGUUCUUUUUAGCAAUGGUCCUGGAGAUCCAGCUGCAGUUCCGUAUGCUGUGAAGACAGUACAAGAAAUAAUUGGGAAGGUUCCUGUUUUUGGCAUCUGUAUGGGCCACCAAUUGAUUGGGCAGGCUCUUGGUGGGAAGACAUUUAAAAUGAAAUUUGGUCAUCAUGGUGGGAAUCACCCUGUCUGCGAUCUCCGUAGUGGACGUGUAGACAUAAGUGCACAGAACCAUAACUACGCAGUUGACCCAGAAUCACUUCCAGAAGGAGCAAAAGUAACUCACGUCAAUCUCAACGAUAAUAGUUGCGCUGGCCUUCAGUACUCCAAGAUGAAGCUUAUGUCUCUCCAGUACCAUCCUGAGUCUUCCCCAGGUCCGCAUGACUCAGACACAGCCUUCGCUUUUCGAUGUGCAUCUGAUCUGGAAACUUUCUCGUUUAUCCGUAGUGCACUUGUAGAUGCUCUGUCUAACCAGAUUGACGACUACAAUUGCAUCUUGAAGAAUAAAAUGGACCAACAUGAUUCCAUGUCUGACUCACCAAGGAGGCGGUACAACCUUCUGCGUGACAAGGUCCAACUGGUGAAAAGGAAGGACUCAAAUCGCUAUGAGAUUGUCCGCUUCCAUGAUUCAUUGUCUUUUGAGAAAGGCUUCUUUGUUGUGAUCCGUGCUUGCCAGCUCUUGGCGCAGCACAAUGACGGGAUAAUAUUUGUUGGUGUUGCUGGCCCCUCUGGUGCUGGGAAGACGGUGUUUACUGAGAAGGUGGUCAAUUUCAUGCCUGAUGUUGCUGUGAUAUCAAUGGACAACUAUAAUGACGCAACUCGCAUAGUCGAUGGCAAUUUUGAUGAUCCACGUCUGACAGACUAUGACACACUGCUGGAAAAUAUUCAUGGUCUGAAGGAAGGAAGGUCAGUUCAGGUUCCAAUAUAUGAUUUCAAGUCGAGCUGCCGGACCGGUUAUAGAACAGUUGAUGUCCCUAGCUCCCGAAUUGUUAUCAUUGAAGGUAUUUAUGCACUGAGUGAGAAGUUACGGCCUGUGAUGGACUUGCGUGUUUCUGUCACUGGUGGUGUCCAUUUUGAUCUAGUGAAGAGAGUUUUAAGGGAUAUACAGCGAGCUGGCCAGGAGCCUGAAGAAAUAAUUCAUCAGAUCUCUGAAACGGUUUAUCCAAUGUACAAGGCUUUCAUCGAACCAGAUUUGGAGACCGCACAUAUUAAAAUCACCAACAAGUUCAACCCAUUCUCAGGGUUCCAAAAUCCUAUGUACAUUCUAAAGUCACCAAGGUCUCUAGCACCUGAGAAAAUCAAGGCUGUGCUUGGUGAUGAUCAUAAGGAAAGCAACGAAGAAACUUAUGAUAUAUAUCUACUUCCACCUGGUGAAGACCCAGAAGCCUGCCAAUCUUACUUGAGAAUGCGGAAUAGGGAAGGGAAAUAUAAUCUAAUGUUUGAGGAAUGGGUAACCGACAAUUCUUUUAUCAUAUCACCAAGGAUCACUUUUGAAGUCAGUGUACGUCUUCUUGGUGGUUUGAUGGCAUUGGGAUAUACUAUAGCAGCUAUACUGAAGAGAAGCAGUUGUGUUUUUUCUGAUGGCAAGGCAACUGUUAAAAUUGAUUGGCUGGAACAACUUAACAGACAGUAUAUACAAGUGCAAGGAAGAGAUCGUCUUUAUGUUAAAUUUGUAGCGGAUCAGUUAGGUUUGGAUGGUUCUUAUAUACCACGCACAUAUAUUGAACAAAUUCAGCUGGAGAAAUUGAUUAACGAUGUUAUGGCAUUACCAGAAGAUUUGAAGACAAAGCUCAGCAUCGAUGAUGAGCUGGUCUCAAGUCCAAAGGAAGCCUUUUCCCGUGUUUCUGCUGAUCGGAGGAACAAGCUUAUGAAGAGUGGCCUAUCUCAAUCAUAUUCAACGCAUGGAGACAAAAAUAUUGUGAAAUUGAGUAAACUAACAGAAACCAACAGGAGGUUUGGUGCAGGGCGAGCCCUUGAACCGCCUGCUAUCAACCAGGGUGCAAUCACCCAGCUUUCAGAACAGAUAUCAACAUUGAAUGAAAGGAUGGAUGAGUUUACCUCUCGAGUUGAAGAACUCAAUUCAAAAUUUACGGUGAAGAAACAUUUGCCCAGUCAGCAGAACUUAGCUCUUCCAAAUGAUGCUUGUAAUGGUUCAACACCUACAAAUCUCUUUCUCUCUCAGUUAGGCAAUGGUACUCUGAUACCUCAUUCUUCAUCGUCAAACCAACUUGCAAAGGAUUCCCCGAUGAUAGAAGAGAUUAUGAACAUAUCAAGAGGUCAGCGCCAGGUUAUACAUCAGCUCGACAAUCUAACCAACCUGCUUCAUGAGCAUUUGGUCUUAACACGCCAAGCAAAUACCGCUAGCAGGAACCGGGUGCUGGAUAUCGACACAGUCAUCUGUCCACUUAUUUGCCUGACUGUUGCCAGUAUUGGGUACUUCAUGUUUAAAGGUCUCAACAGGGGCUGA